This is a messenger RNA of Spinacia oleracea (spinach), 4155 nucleotides long. RefSeq lists its product as uncharacterized. The coding region runs from base 1 to 4155 and encodes 1384 amino acids. The transcript is spliced from 12 exons. Gene Ontology annotation, biological process: DNA repair; telomere maintenance. Lineage: Eukaryota; Viridiplantae; Streptophyta; Magnoliopsida; Caryophyllales; Amaranthaceae. The record is from RefSeq and is a predicted model, not a curated record. Gene Ontology annotation, molecular function: DNA helicase activity.
AUGUCCCAGACUAGGGAGACCUUCAUAAAGUUACAUCAUACAGAACAUGCUAACACCGAUUAUGAAAUUAUUAGUGAUCCAGUUCAUUCUAGGCCGGAGCCACCCACUCUACCAGAGACAAAUUAUCAAUUACGAAGGACAGCAGGUAAUGUCAUUGUCAAGCUCCUUAUUCUUUAUCAGCAUCAUAUGAUAACACCAUUUCCUGCUUGUUAUGGUAGUGGCCUGGGUGAGGUUGCGUUAGAGGUGCCCCUUGCAGUAAUUGGCCAGCCAUUGCCUUGCGAAUCAUUGGAGUUACUUCUGCCUCACUAUUGCCCGAAAUGUAGCGCAAAAAAGUUUGCAUAUGAGUCGCUGCAUUUCUGUUGGGGUGAUGGAGAAGUGGAGCUAGCUUCCAGUGACUAUCCACCUGAACUUGUAAGGCUAUUCACUUCUCAAGAUGAAGAUGCCUUGCAUUUCAGGAAAUAUGCACGACUUUAUAACAACCUGUUUGCCUUUAGUUCGCUUGGCGGGGCAAAUUAUGCAAAGACUCAUAAGGGAAUAUAUGUCUUUAAAUUGCAUGGCCAAAUUUAUCACUAUAUUCCUGAUUUACUCCCUGAUAAUGACAAUCCUAAAUAUCUACAACUUUAUUUUUAUGAUGCACAACAUGAAGCUGAAAAUCGAUUAUGCUGUUUCCCAGAGUUGAGAGAAGACAUAAUUAACAUCCUGAUGAAUAUUACUCAAAAGAAUCCAUAUGCCAGAUUUUUUCGCUCCCUAAAAGAAAUUGAAAUCAAUGACAAUACACAGAUAGUGGUGAAUAAGCAUACAAUACCUGAUCCAAGUGUUUAUAAUGCUCCUACAUCUGAUGAGGUUGCUGUCAUUUUGCCUGAUGCCACAUCAUCGAGUGAAUCUAGCAGUCCACACAUACUUGUGUCCGGUAAAUCUAACGAGUCACAUAGGAUCAUGCAUUAUUAUGGUUGUUAUGACCCGCUUCAGUAUCCACUUUUAUUUCCAUGUGGUGAUUGCGGGUGGAACCAGGGCCUAAAAAGAAUGUCUACAGGCGGUCAGAGGCAGCUAAGUGUACAGCAAGACCCAAUCAUGUCUUGUGCUGUGCACACUGCUGAAGACUUGCUAUCACAUGAGGCCUUAUGUGCAACUGAGAGCCGUCCGAAGGCAGACAAGCAUAUCUCUUGCAGGGAGUAUUAUUCGUAUAAACUCCAAAGUCGUCCUAAUAAUUUGCUUCUUAGAGCCGAUCUUUACCAAGGAAUAUUGGACACUGUGGAGAGCGGAGAAAAUAAUGCAGCUAAUGUGGGGCGUCGUGUUGUCCUCCCACCGACUUUUAUCGGGGGUCCUCGAGAUCUAAAAAAGAGAUAUUUAAAUGUCAUGGCGCUUGUUCAGCGGUAUAGAAAACCUGACUUGUUUGUCACAAUGACGUGUAAUGUGAACUGGCCUGAAAUUAAGCAAGAGUUUGCUGUAGGAGAAGAAGCACAGAAUCGCCCGGAUUUGGUUUCAAGGAUUUUCCGAGCAAAAUUGUUGGCCCUCAAGAAACAAAUUAUGGAAAAGCAUGUAUUUGGUGAAGUUGCUGCGAUGAUCUAUGUUGUCGAGUUUCAAAAACGGGGUCUUCCCCAUGCACAUUUUCUCAUCAUUCUGAAGCCUGCUUUCAAGAUUAAGUCUCCUGCUGACUAUGACCGAUUCGGAUCUGCGAACCAUUGUAAAUACGGGUAUCCAAAGAAGUUUUGUGUUGAGACGACCAACAGUCUUGAUGGUUAUCCGUUUUAUCGAAGACGGGACACUGGCGAAACAUUUCCUAUUUGUAGGGCAGCUCUGGAUAAUAGAUGGGAUGGUGAGCAACGGCCUGUUGAUGAAAUCGAUCAGUACCAGUCUGACAGGUGGGUUUCGCCCUGUGAAGCUGCUUGGAGAAUUUUUGGUUUUGACCUAUAUGAAAUGCACCCAGCUGUUUUGCCGCUUCAGAUUCACUUGCCUAACAUGCAAAAAAUUCAAAUCAGGCCUUAUGAGCACCUCGAUGCUGUCCUUGCAAAUGAAAAAAGGUCUCGUACUCCUUUGACUGAGUUUUUCAAAGCAAAUGCUGCAACACCUGAUGGCACCGGCUUUCUGUACGGUCAGUUCACAGAAAAAUGCAGGUGGGAUACUUCUGCAAAAGAAUGGCUGCAGAGGAAAAACAAAACCGUGGUUGUUGGUAGGCUAGCUUUUGUUGCUCCAGCAGAAGGGGAACGCUAUUUUCUGAGGUUGUUUCUCGUGCAUGUGCGUAGCCCUAAAUCGUUUGAAGAUCUCUUAACAGUGGAUGGUUAUAGAUGUGCGACUUUUCAGGAAGCAGCCCUUAAACGAGGACUACUUGAGGAGGAUGAUGUUGUUGACCUUUGCCUAGCUGAGGCAUGUGAGGUCAAAAUGCCCGCUGCAUUGCGCCGAUUAUUUACGACAAUCCUCAUUUUCUGCCAACCAAGUGACCCAAAUGCAAUGUGGCUGAAAUACUACGCCGCUCUCUCUGAGGAUUAUAAACACCAGUUUCCAGAUUCAGAGUCUAAGGUUAAGCAACUUACGGCAAGAUCAGUUGAGCAAUAUUUAGAAGCAAUGGGGAAAUCGCUAAAGGCUUUUGGCCUUGAACAUUUGAACGAGGCUCAGGAUGCCGAGAUUACAAGAACGAAAGACAUACUUUAUGCACUUGAUGCGCCAAUUCCUGACCAUUGCAUUACUUGUCGUGGUAGUUUAAACCCAGCACAACAACUUGCCUUUGAUUGUAUCAUCGACCAUGUCAAGCAAAAAAAACAUGGUGCAUUUUUUAUAGAUGGCCCUGGUGGAACGGGGAAAACGUUCUUGUAUAAUGCGUUAUAUGCAGAGGUUUGCUUGAUGGAUAAAAUUGUCCUUGCAACUGCUACCUCAGGUAAUGCCGCAGCCAACAUACCAUUUGGGAGGACCGCACACUCGAGGUUCAAGAUACCAAUUGAUAUUGAUGCUUCCUUGGCUUGCGACGUUCCAAAGCAGGGUAGCUUAGCUGCAUUGAUACAAGAGACAACUUUGAUCAUAUGGGAUGAGGCCUCGAUGGAAAGGAAAGAAAAUGUUGAAUCCCUCGAUCUGCUCCUCCGGGAUUUGUGUGAUGAAAAGUUGCUCUUUAGCGGUAAACUCAUAGUUUUUGGUGGAGACGUUCGCCAAGUUCUUCCUGUCGUUCCACGUCAGAAACAACGAGAAGCAGUAGCUUUGCAGACCGUCAACAACAACUUUGUUCAGUUGCCGAGCAAGGUUGUUAGGCAUGUGGAGGAUGGCACCGAUCCCAUAACUGAACUAACUACGCUUAUAUUCCCCGAGUUUGAUUCAAACAGCUUCAGUUCAGAUAUAUUUACAACAAGAGAAAUACUUACUCCAAUGAAUGAUGAUGUUGACACCAUCAACACAUAUCUUAUUCAACAGUUCCCGGGUCAGGCUGUGGUGUAUAAAAGCUUUGACACGAUGCUUGAUGACAACUGUAAUGUCUAUCCCACAGAAUUCAUAAACACAUUAUGUCCUGGUGGGAUGAGUCCUCAUGAGCUCAUCUUGAAGGAGGGCAGUCCAGUUAUUUUACUACGAAAUCUACUGCCAUCCUCCGGCCUCUGCAAUGGUACGAGGAUGAUAUGUAAGAGGUUCUUCCCCAACCUAAUUGAGUGUGUCAUAAUAACUGGACAUCAUAAAGGAAAACAUGUUUUCAUUCCACGCAUUAAGCUAAGGCCAGCUGCUUCCUCAAAAUAUCCAAUUCUCUUUCAGAGGAAACAAUUUCCUAUCAAGCUUAGCUUUGCAAUGACAAUCAACAAGUCUCAAGGGCAGACAUUAAGUCAAGUUGCAAUUUACCUUCCCCAGCCAUGUUUUUCACAUGGGCAGCUUUGCGCUGUUUCAUUUUUCCUGAUAGUUGCUGCUCAACAAUAUUUACAUUCUAAGUGUACUGGAGUAUUUCAAGUUGCUAAGUGGAAUGGUACCAAGGUUGUUGUAAAGAUACUUGAUAAGGACACUAUCUAUGCUGUUUAUGGAAGACUAAGACAGAACAAGAAACUGCAGUUACUUGGUUACAAGCAACAAAGUAUUGUGUAUAUACUAACAACACCCGAGAUCUACAAAGAGGAAAUAUUUGACAAGAGAGUGGAUGCAUAUUCUUUUGCUGUUAUUCUACUUGAUACCAAUGCAGAGGAAAUGAGUUAA